AUGGCGCAGGCAAACGUAAAAUUAGAAACGUUCGGAAGUACCGAUCCUCAACCGACGUGGUUAAACCAAUUGCAAGUGACCACUUCGAUGGGUAAACAGUACGAGCAAAAAGGCGAAAUGGAAAAGGCCGCGAAAUGUUACGAAACCGUGUUGUAUUACGAUCCCAAGAACGUCGGUACGCGCAUCCGACUCAGUAAAUGUUAUCGGAAACUGUUACAGUUGGAAAAUGCGUUAAAACACCAACGUUACGCGAUGCAAAUCGAUCCAAAGGCAUUUCGAACUAUCGAAAACCAAGCCGAGUUGGACUUUGAACUGAACGAAUACGAGACCAGUCUAAUCACGUACAAUAAUUAUUCGAAAAAAUAUAAAACGUCAUACGACUGUAAUCAGGGACUGCUGAAAGUGAGUAAACCAAGGGUGGCAAAAUCGAAUGUCUUAUUUUGAAAUAUAAUACACUCAUAUGUGGUUUCGUUUCGAAAGUAUUAAAAUAUUUAAAGAAACGUCACAAAAACAUGUAUAUAAUUUAAAAAGAAUCACGGACAUUUCAAAUAGCUUUAUAGAAAUAACUCAAAAACAUCCAAAAUUAUACCGCGUCUAGAAAAUAAUAAUAUACAUAUUAAAUAAAUAGUCUGUGCGCGUUUCUACGGAAUGUAUUUACUGAAUAAUAGAACAAUAAAAACUAAGUUAAUUUUGAUAAAUACCAGCGUUACGAAAAUAUUCCCGCAAUUUCACCUCAUCGUUAUUAAGGAAAACACGAAUUAAAUCAAAUAAUGCACAACUCCUCAAUUUACCAAAAUUUACAAGAUUCAUUAGGUUUUACUCUAGAUAUUAUUAUAAGUUCGCUGUAAUAAAUAGACUUAAUGUCGUUUUAUAGGUCAAUCAAGCCAUAGAGCACACAUUGUCCGUUAGCGGAAUAAUGGACUGUUUGGGCGGUACGAUUUUAAAAAUGUUGGAUGACCCACACAUUCUAAAUGAACCAAAUCAAUGUAAAACUUGCGACAGGUCGAUCGUAUGGAAUAAAUUGCACAGAGCUAGCCAUAAAAGAAUGCAGGAAGCGUAUUAUUUACGAAACAUAACGGGAAACUUGGAAUUUUACAGAAAACUUUCGAAAGAGUUACCGAAAUCGAAUGUAAAUGAUAAAUUAAUUGUUCGACAUAUAAGAGAAAUCAUUCAAACAUUUGAAACGGCCAAGGUAAAACAAAAUGUGUACUAAAUAUACAAUAAAUAAUAUUAUUUUAAAACUUGACUUUUAGCUAAAGAGAGGAUUUUAAAUUUAGAAAUAUUUGUACCAUGUUGAAUAACUUAUACUUGGGCUAAAACAAAUAAAUUUUUAAUUUAAUAUAUUAUAUUUUUAUAAGUAGUUUAUAAUUCAAUCUGCCCUGAAAAUAAUGUAUCUGAUUAAAUGUAAUGUAUAAUGUUACACUGCCAUCCCUUCUUUUUAGAUUUUGAACUAAAAGAUAAAGAAAUAAAAAAGAAAAAAGAAAGGUAAGAUUAUGGGGACGGGUGCAGCCACCGAUAUAGGUGGAAAGUUGGAAAGAUAAAAUAUAGACAGGAAUUUAAUGUAUAUCUAUAAUCAACGAUGAACCAUUGCUAACAAAAAUCGAUUCUAAUAUAUAAGAUAUAGGCUUUAUAUCUUUAAGAAAACUUGUUUGAUGUUGUACCAAUUUUACCAGUUUCCUACGAUUUUCUCGAUUUUCCCAUGUUUUAUCCCGGAUUUUCACAUUUUCCGAGAAAACACUCGGGAAAAUCGGAUUUUAAUAAUAUAAAAUUAAAGUACCUCCUCACGCAAAUUCCCUUUCAGAAAAGGUGCUACACGUAGAAAUCCGAGCAAGUCUUCUAGUAGAAAAGUUGCGCACAGAUAAAAAAAAAAAAUAAACAUUUUUGUAAAACUAUAAGCUUCUUAGCUCCACUCAGAAUCUAAAACUUUAUGGUCAUUUAAAUAAUAUAGAUAAUGAAAAAAAUGGUCAAAAAAGAAGUACUUGUCCCCCUCAUCUCCUUUAAAUCAUAUCGAUAAGAUAGCUAUUGAAAUAAACAAAAUAUAGGUACUGUGUUUAAUUUCUAUGACGUAUACUUGCCAACAAUUGCGUGUUUUCAUUACGAAAAUAUUUUAUGACGAUAUAUUAUUGUUUAUAUGUUUUAUUUAUUGCGCAGAAUGAUUUGUACCGGCAGAAACCAUUUUACUUCGUCUCGUGUCAACGGCCCGCCGCAGUCAACCGUCGGCUCGACGACCGUAAAAAAGUUAAAGACAAUAUGAUCAAAUUACAAACGGCCAAAUACGUCGAAACGAUAGUUAAACACUGUCUGGCCGGCGAAUUGGAAUCGGCUCGACAACAGGCUGAACUGGCUCUGAAAUACAUGGAUCACCAUUGGUACAGACCGUUAAACGUGGUGAACGCUUUAUACGAAGUGUUCGGCUUGGCGAUUUACCUGAUUAACCGGGACGUGCCGGAAUGGUCGGACGAGUUGAACAAGAAUAGAAUAAUGUUCUUAUUUGGUUCAAGCAAUGCUGCAGAUAGGAACGGCGCUUACGAAAAAGUCUACCGAGAGUCAUAUUUCGGACCCCAGGAAAAUUCUAAUAGGAGGUAUAUUUAAAAAAAUUAAUGUUAUGACUGUUUAAUUAAUGUUAUAUAUCUGUUAUUACUGACGGGUGUACUAAUUUCUUAAGUGGAAAGUUGGGAAGAAAGUAUACAUAGAGUUAUUUAAUUUAUAUCUGUAUAGGUAAAAAUAAAUCAAUGUUGACGAAAUUAGCGAAUUUCAGUUACACAUAUUCCGGAAUAUUGUAAUUUUUAUGAUUUUUGAAAAAAUUUGAACUUAAGACUUGUAAAAAAAACUACUUUAUAAUGUUUAACCAUUUUGUUUUUCACUACAAAGUACAACUUAUGUUAAAACUUGUGUACAAUAUUCAGGCAUUUCAAAACAAUUCCAUUCAUAUAAAAUCAUAUAAAAACUAAAAUAACUCGAAAAUGUUAACCACCUAAAAAGUAUAAAUAGUUCAAAAAAACCAGAAUUAUUUAAAAAUUUUCCUUCGUCUGACAAAGACUAAUUUAAGUUAGUGUUAUGUGAACAUUUUAGAUCUCUAUGAUUAAAAUGACCAAAUUGCACCAAAAAACCAAAUCGAAAAUAACGAAAUUACAGAGCAUUCCUACGUUUUUUAUAAUUAUUAAAAAACUACAAGGGAAAUAAUAAAAUGACCUCUAACUAGGUACAAUAUUUGUUUUUAAAAAAGAUGCUACACAUGAAAAUCAAAGCUAUAUUUUUGGUAGAAAAUUUGACCAAACGAAACACACGUUAUAACAAAAUCAAUACCUUCCUGAUUCCUAUUUGGGCUAUCUGCAUUCAGAAUUAAAAACAAUCGGUACGAAUCAUAAAGUAAUAAUAUAAAGAGUAUGAAAAAAUGAACUAAUGCAUACUUGCUGGGUUACGAAAGUGAAGAAAAAAUAACUAAAUACAGUGUGACCACUAAGAAGAAAAAUAUGCCCUACUGCAUAUAUUGUUACUCUGUCUUUCUGAUAACACAGAUAUAUUAUAAUUCAAUAUAAUAACUGUUAACAUAAUAUUCGUUAUCAUAGUAAUAAUUGCAUCACUAAUGCAAAGUGAUUUAUAGAAACUCGGUAUAUAUUGCACGGUCAUGUUUUUUACUUUAACUAGGAACUCGUAGUGAAGUUAGUAAUUUUGCUAGCUUCACAAUAAGGUUUUUUUUAGACAACCCCUGGUAUGAAUACUAUUUAGUAAUAGUUAUUAUCAUUGUACGUUUUAGGAGCACCCUGAAGAAACUCAACAAACAAUUAAAGGAAACCGAAUUCGGCACCUACAGUCUGUACCUUCAAUACGAGCGGAUCAAAUGUCAUUUAAAACUCGGUGAAAUCAAAGAGAUGAGACGGCUUUCGAAACAAAUGUUUUCGGACGCUUUUACUUUGGGCAGUAUCGCGUGGCAAGUGAACGCCCUGAUGACGAUUGUAAUAGCCGAAUCCAGAUUGAGUAAUACGGUGAAGUGUAUGGAAACUUUAGAAAUCAUUAUAUCGCUGAGCAAAACUCUGGGAAACGAAGAUGUCACCGCGUUUUUUAGAAAAGUAACAAUCAAUUAUAACCUAUACGUUUAUACAAUGGCGAUAAAACGGUUUAGUAUUAAACCUUUUUUUAAAUUUGUUAAUAUAGUUUAGCUAAAUAUCUAUUACACCACCGUUUAUGUAUUAUAUUCAAAGUCCAUAGAUAUGAAAACGAUUCAAUGAACAUUCAGUAAACCGAUUUAAUAUAUAACUUUGUUAUCUCGAUCAAAUUUAAUCAAAUAUACUUUACGAUUUAAUUUUAAAGUGAUGAAAUAUGUAAAAAAAAAAAAACCAGAUGCAACUUUUUAAAAUUACGUGUAAUGAUAUUUGGCUACGCAACGCAAAAACAAAAACUGAUAAAGCGAAAAGGUUUCAAAAACUCAUUUAGGUAUACAUAGUCAUUUUAAAAACCGUUUUAAACGCUGAAAACGGUUUUUAAUUUAUUAAACUACCUAUUGAAAACGUUUUAGUUUUAAAAUCUGUUUUAUAUGAAAAAUAAAUGUUAAUAUCAAAACGAAUUAAUUUCAAACAAUUUUAACCCCAUUAUAUAAACGUACAAAAUAAAUAAAUUUCUGUGUAUAGUAAUUAUUGUAAAUUAUUAUAAGAGUUUAACGACAUUUUAUUAUAAUAUAGUAGAUAUGAUUUUAGAUAUUAUUUAAAAUAAUAUCAAUAAGGCAAUGUACAAGAUCAUCAACACAACGUGGGACACGUUGUUUUUUAGAAUAUUUAAGAAACAAGUGACUCUAAAAUGUUACAUAACUGGUUUUCUUUUUACAUUUUUUUUUUUUCGCAAACAAUGUUUGAACAAUUUAAACUUAAUAAUGGAAAAUCUCGUCAAUGGGUUUACAAAAAUUGAAAAUAUCAACACAAAAAUUAGACUAAACUAAACUCAAUCUAUUUAUGGAAUUUUGAAUACAGAUUGUUGUUUGAAAACCAAAAGUAGUUAAUGGCAUAGUUAUCCCCAAAUUUGAGGUAAAAUAAAAUGACGGUAAUGUAAAGUUUAAGAGAUGCUUAUUGUUUCUUUGAUUUUCUAUAAAACAAAUGAUGAAAAAAGUUAAUACUUUCCAAGAUAAUGAAUGUCUUAUGUUAGGUUAAUCAACCCGUAUGUAUAUGCCACUUGUACCAGAAAUUUUGGAUAUUUUAACCCUAAUGGCUUAUAUUUUAUAAGUGUCCUUUAGUACACGUUUUAAAAAGCAGGUUUUUAUAGAAUAAAAACUCAAAAACCGAUAUUGGAUACUUAAUGUUUUAUAGUUGUAUUUCGUUAGAAAAAGCGCCCCUCGAGAAUAAGGGUAUAAUUUUUGUAGUCGGAAUAUAAUAUAGUGCGAUACUAUAUAGAGCACAAACACGCAAUUGACAGGGGUUUAAAUUAAACAUAAUAUAUUAGUAUCAUAUAACUCUAAGUAUAUGUAAUUUGUGGAUAACGAACAUUUUCGUUUGUGUUAUAAUUGGAUUCAUGUCCACGUGUAAUAAAUAAAUAUCAAAACACCAACAACAACAAAAAAUAAUAGAUAUAAGUUUUUUCACUGGUCAUUAAUCUGCAGAUUUACGAUAGAAAAAUAUUAAAAAAUAAACUGCUAUAUAGGUAUUUUUUCAGUUUUGAACUCUAUUUCUGCAAUUGUUCAAAUACUUCUCGAAAACUAUAAUUCGAAUUCAGCAACGUGCGCAGAGACGGAGAUCAAAGGUUAUACUUUCUCAGCCCCCCCAUCCCAUUGACUUACAAUACAAUAAAUAUCAGUAUUUAUUUCUAGUAAUUUUGUUUUGAAAUUAUAAUUUCAGCUAUGUUCUAAGAAAACAACAACUUUAUUUAUUGAAUAGAAAUGUUCUCUUCUUGGAUUUGGUUAUCAAAUUCUCGCCAUCGGGUUAUGUAUAACAAAAGAAGAUUCUACGAUUUAUUCAUAAAUCAUGAUUAUUGUUGACUACAUCCCAUCCCAUUAAAAAUUUUCAAGCACGCUACUUAUUUUGAUACACAAAUAAAUUAGCUGAACAAUAUUGUUCUUUGCGUGAGAGGAAAUGCUGUGUUCGUGUUUUGAAAAACAUAAGAUAAUAUUAUAUUAACGCAGGAUAGAGAUAUGCAUUGUAUAACAAAAUCUAAAAAUUGUAAAAUAAUAUAUACAUUGCGUAAACGGAAACACAUCCUUAAAAGCAGAAUUUGAAUGAAAAAAAUCGGAUUUUUAUUAUUUAGCGUCAUAAAAAACGAGAUUCCCGUGUCCGUAUAAAUGAGUUUUAGACGAAUGUUCAAAAUAGAUAGUAUUAUUGAAAAAAAAAAAAAAAUAAAACCAAUUUAAUACUAAACUCACGGAAUUUAUCGUAUUAUUCGGUUUCACUUUCCGAAAUUAACACACCAAUCAAAACUAAUAUUAUCGUUUUCCACCUCGAUACAACUGUACUGUUGUACACACUGUUAUACAUGUAUAUGAUCUAAGUAUACACUGGUGUAAACUGCCUACUAUCGCCCGCCAUUACCAACGUCGUGGAUAACGCAAAUUCCAUAAUAAUAAUAUUAUGGAAUUAUAUAACUGCAGUGCAAUAUUAUCUAAGCGAAUGUCACAAAAUGACACCGUCGAUGAUUUUGGCAAUUUUGGUGUAUAUUGUAUUUUAUAAAUAUUCCGUAUGCGAUCUGUACUAAAUUUUGAUAACUCGUGGAAUGUGAUAUCACUGACCACGUGAAUUGUACACGAGUGUAGUCAUAUACGGAAAACGCUAUAAUUAUAUUAUUACAAAACCGGUAAACACUCGGGGGGUUAGGUUUCAUUCGGUUAAGAAAGUAUACGAUCGAUCUUCCUGCGAUAUACUUUUAGGUUAUGAACACUAUUACCACUAUAACUGUACAAUUUAUAGCAUUGUUUGGUGUGUACAUAUAACAUCCCACGUCGCACACGUCGAUCAUUAUUAUUUUUGUACCUACCUACCCGAUUUUCCAUAGACUGUAACAAUAUUAUCGCCCCAUACAGAGUACCUAUACACUAUUUUCGGUGCCAGUACUCGUACUUGUAAACGAUACGAUUAUUAAUGGAACGAGCAGCGAGUUAUUUCGAAAACUACUUCACGGAAAUUCAAUGCAAUAAUACGCGCAAAUGAUUGUUUUGUACACACGUUGAUGUAUUUGCGAAAAUAGAGUAAAAUAAUGUACAUAAUAUUAUAUAAUUAUGAUAUGAUGUUUUACGAUAAAUUUCGCGUAUACUCGGGUAUUUCACGUUUUGAAAAUUUAAUUUACCUACGUUUUUCGUUCGGUUUUAAACCCAUGCACAAUUUUCAUGCACAAAACAGCGUUUUCCCGGUUUUCCGCAAAACAUUUGGAGAUUAUAAAUUACGUGAAUAUUGUUUAUUACAAAUCUAUAAAACGACGAAUUGCGGUUAGUAUACGGAUUUUGGAGCGCUUAAUUUCGUUUUGGAAAAAGUAUUGGAAAUAAAAUAUAACAAAUAAUGUACAAAACCCAAAAAUCUAAAUAAAAUUGUGUGCCCACAUGUUAUUUUAUAUUUUUUUAAGUUGUACACACGGAUAACGUAUUACAUUAUUAUUUUAUAGCUGAUAAAGGUGAUUUUGGACGAGUAAGAAAAAAACAAUUGCCUCCAAAAUAUCAGUGAAUUUUGUAUAACCCGUAUUAUAACAUUAUAACUAAUAUUUGAAUAUAAUAUCGUAAAAUAUAGUAAAUGGUUAUCAUUGGUCAGAUACCUAAUAAAGUCAAGCCUUUUUUGACGAUCGACACGAUGGUAAUAAUGUCGUAUAAUUCCUGUUUAAUAUUAUACAUUUUUAACAAAUAAUUACUACAUUUUAGAUAUUUUUUCGAAAAAAAAAAAACAUUUGAAUACUGUGUUAUUUUUCUAUAGAUAUUUAAAUAUUAUAUACAGUUUAAAUCCACGUUACAAAAUCGACUUAACAGAUUUUUUUUUUGUUCUAUAUACCUAUAUAGACUUGGAAAUUGUUCGCCGAUAACAAAAUACGGGGGCGUAUGAUGUCGCCCGAAGAAAAGCGAAUAUCGGACAUAAUCGAUAUCAUGCCGGACACCGAGAGCGCUCUGCUCACGCGGAAUUUGUUGUUCCGGAUUAACAGAUUAUCCGUAGAAUGUCGAAUGCCUUUUCUUCUGGGUGAGACCCCGGAAAUCGACUGUGCGACGAUCGCCCGGCACAACGUCCGGUGCGAACCAUUGACGAUAUCUAAAAAUUUAGCGAAACGACUGGAGAAUUGA
This is a messenger RNA of Cinara cedri, 8233 nucleotides long. The record is from the annotation of a GenBank genome assembly. Lineage: Eukaryota; Metazoa; Arthropoda; Insecta; Hemiptera; Aphididae.